Brachypodium distachyon (stiff brome) is the source of this 1494-nucleotide messenger RNA. Its product is annotated as phosphoribosylglycinamide formyltransferase, chloroplastic. The record is from RefSeq and is a predicted model, not a curated record. Gene Ontology annotation, biological process: 'de novo' IMP biosynthetic process. Bases 75 to 953 code for a protein of 292 amino acids. Gene Ontology annotation, cellular component: chloroplast; cytoplasm. NCBI's taxonomy places the organism in Eukaryota, Viridiplantae, Streptophyta, Magnoliopsida, Poales, Poaceae. The transcript has 5 exons. Gene Ontology annotation, molecular function: phosphoribosylglycinamide formyltransferase activity.
GAGGGUCCAACACAAUUUCAGUUUGUUUUUAAUUAAUUUUAUUAACACUCGAAUUUCUCUUUUCCUCAAAGGAGAUGGCGGCGGCGGCGGCGGCGGCUCCAGCCGGUCCAAACCUGCGCCGUCCGCUGAACCCGGUGCUGGCCACGCGACCAACCACAAGUCCUGGAUUGCGAUCGGCGACAAAGAAUCCAGCAAACGCACUCAGGUGCAAGCGGCUGCGGCCUCCGGAGCCGCGCGUCUAUGCUAACGCGGCGACAAAGGACGGAUAUAGCGGGGGCGGUGACGCCGGCGCCGGGGGUGUCAGGAGGAAGCGGCUGGCGGUGUUCGUGUCCGGCGGGGGCUCCAACUACCGGGCCAUCCACGAGGCCACGUUGAGCGGCGUGGUGCGCGGAGACGUGGUUGCUCUUGUCACAGACAAGCCAGGUUGUGGAGGCGCUGAGCACGCGAGGAGCAAUGGCGUUCCUGUGGUGGUGUUUCCCAAAUCCAAGUCUGCAACGGAGGGGGUUUCAGUAUCUGAACUGCUGAAUACCAUGAGGGACCUUGGGGUAGACUUUGUUCUUCUAGCUGGUUACUUGAAACUUAUACCUGCUGAGUUGGUUCGUGAAUAUCCAAGAUCCAUACUGAAUAUCCAUCCUUCCCUCCUUCCAGCAUUUGGAGGCAAAGGUUAUUAUGGUUUAAAGGUGCAUAAAGCAGCCAUUGCCUCUGGAGCAAGAUACUCAGGUCCAACUGUACACUUUGUGGAUGAGCACUAUGACACAGGAAAAACAUUAGCCCAGAGGGUUGUGCCUGUACUAGCCAAUGACACACCAGAGGAGUUAGCUGCGAGAGUCCUUCACGAGGAGCAUCAAGUUUAUGUUGAGGCGGUUGCUGCUUUGUGUGAUGACCGUAUUGUGUGGCGAGAAGAUGGUGUCCCACUUAUCAGAAACCGGUCAAAUCCUGAUGAGUAUACCUAAUUGACAAUGCCAUCCGACUCUUUUGGCAUUCAAUGAUGAUUGUGCAACUCCAAUUUUCUCCAAGGAAACAAACUACUUAUUUUUGUCGGAUUCAGUAAAGAAGUUGGUGCGUCCAAGGCUGCAAUUUGUUGAGAGAAAAUGGAAACUGUAUGCAAUUAACUGCAACACAUGUUAGUGUUGAUUCCGACUCUUUUGGGCAUUUAAUGAUGACUGUGCAACUCCUCCAAUUUUCUCCAAGGCAAAGAAGUACUUUUUUUUUUCUGAUUCAGUAAGGAAGUUGGUGCGUCCAAGGUUGCAAUUUGUUGAGAGAAAAUGGAAACUGUAUGCAAUUAACUGCAACACAUGUUAGUGUUGAUGAGUUACUCGUUCCGAUCCAUAAUAAGUGUCGCUGAUUUAGUGCGAUCGGACCGUUCCAUAAUUGUUGUUGAAAUAUUACAUGUAUCUAGACAAUUUUUAGAAAUAGACUAAUCUAUUUUUGGUCAAAUUUAAGACAAGAAUUAUGGAACCGAGAGAGUACUAUUUUAGAGGGAUGCCAAUCACA